AUGCAAUUCGCAGUACCCCCACGGCGCAGCCCUCUGCCUAUCACUCGGUCCUCGCGCAUGCCGAUCUAUCGCAAGAAGCAGCUGAAGCCAAUCGCUUUGCUCACAGUCGCAAUAUUUUCGCUGCUCUACAUCAUCCAUCACACCUACACAUUAAUUCCGACCUCCGUCGUGGUGAUCCCUUCGGGGGUUGUGAUCGUCACACUACUGGAUCGUCAACGGCUAAGUGAAAGCUACAUCAGUAAGAUUGUCGCGAAUAGAGAAGACUACGCGAGGCGUCAUGGGUAUAGAAACUUCUUCGCAAGCGUGUCCGACUAUGACGAUGCGAUUGGAGAUGCGCCUAAGACUUGGGCUAUCGCUCCGGCCGUUCGCCAUGCCAUGGCCAAAUAUCCUCGAUCGACUUAUUUCUUUCACCUCAGUCCUCACUCCCUAAUCAUGAACCCAACCAAGUCUUUGAAAUCACACGUUCUCGAAAAGAGCAAGCUCGAAGAGCUGAUGAUGAAGAAUGCUCCCAUUGUGCCACCUGACAGCAUAAUCAAGACAUUCUCGCAUCGAGACGAGAAGGACAUCGACCUAAUAAUCACACAAGACACGGAAGAUCUCAAUCCUGGGAGCUUCAUUCUCAAGAGCGGCGAUUUCGCCCGCUUCUUUCUUGACUUGUGGUUUGAUCCUCUGUACCGCAAUUAUGACUUUGCUAAAGCGGAAACACAUGGGCUGGACCAUAUCUUGCAAUGGCAUCCGACUGUGCUUGCGCGGACCGCAUUGGUACCCCAGCGUAGUAUCAGCUCGUACAGCAAAGACUCACUGCGGGCUUCGCCGGAAGGCACUUACAAAGACGGUGACUUGGUGAUUCAGUUCCGUGGGUGUGAGAUGGAGGGUCGCGACUGCGAGAAAGAAUUGGAGCCGUAUUAUAACAGAUGGCUUGGGAUAAUACAGACCGACUAG
Molecule: messenger RNA, 942 nt
Organism: Penicillium olsonii
Lineage: Eukaryota; Fungi; Ascomycota; Eurotiomycetes; Eurotiales; Aspergillaceae
Source: the annotation of a GenBank genome assembly